Messenger RNA from Chelonia mydas (Green sea turtle), 3913 nucleotides. It is a transcript of the gene DMPK, whose product is annotated as DM1 protein kinase. Lineage: Eukaryota; Metazoa; Chordata; Testudines; Cheloniidae. The record is from RefSeq and is a predicted model, not a curated record. Gene Ontology annotation, biological process: actomyosin structure organization; peptidyl-threonine phosphorylation. Gene Ontology annotation, molecular function: ATP binding; protein serine/threonine kinase activity. The transcript is spliced from 15 exons. Bases 23 to 2323 code for a protein of 766 amino acids. Gene Ontology annotation, cellular component: cytoskeleton; cytoplasm.
GGGUGAGUGGAUGGAUGGAUAGAUGGGGACGGACGGACGGGAGGACGGGUGUCCAGGGGGCGGACAGACAGCCGUGUCCGGGGAUGGACGGACGGGCACGGACGGGCUGGCUCCGUGGCCGGGAGGGUGCCUAGCCGUGGGGGCGGGAGGGCGCGGCGGCAGGGAAGGGGUUAAGCGCCCCCCGCCCCGGGAGCUGUACAUGGACAGUGGGUGCGGCCCCGCCAGCCCCCGCCCCCUGGCCCGGGCGGCUCCGUCCGCUGCGCUGCCAGCCCGGAGCAGGGCGCAGGGAGCCGCGGGGGGACAGGGGCCGGCCGGGGGCUGGGAUGAGCCCGAUCCGGGGCAGGGGGCGCUGAGCCGGGCGCCCAUCCCCGUGGCUUUGGCGCGCGUGGCUGGAUGUGAGGGAGGGGGCGAGGGCUCUGCCGACCCACGCGUGGGGGGACCCCCCCCUCUCCGCCGGGCUCGCGUCCGUCCCCCCGCCCGUCCCCCCACCCCACGAGCGUCCGCGAUGUCCGCCGAGGUGCGACUGAAGCAGCUGGAGGCGCUGGCGCUGGACCGGAGCUUCCUGGGGCUGGAGACGCUGCUGGAUCUUCUGCUCUGCGUCUCCCACGAGCUGGGCGCCUCGCCCCUGGCCCACGAGAAAUACAUCGCGGAGUUCCUGCGCUGGGCCGAGCCAGUGACCGCCCGGAUCAAGGAGCUGCAGCUGCAGAGAGAUGACUUUGAGAUCCUGAAGGUGAUCGGGCGCGGCGCAUUCAGCGAGGUGGCGGUGGUGAAGAUGAAGAGGACGUCGCAGGUGUACGCCAUGAAGAUCAUGAACAAGUGGGACAUGCUGAAGCGGGGCGAGGUGUCCUGUUUCCGCGAGGAGCGGGACGUGCUGGUGAAUGGAGACAAGCGCUGGAUUACCCAGCUGCACUUCGCCUUCCAGGACGAGAACUAUCUGUACCUGGUGAUGGAGUACUACGUGGGGGGUGACCUCCUGACGCUGCUGAGCAAAUUCGGGGACCGCAUCCCCCUGGACAUGGCCCGCUUUUACCUGGCCGAGAUGGUGAUGGCCAUCGACUCCAUCCACCGUCUGGGUUACGUGCACAGAGACAUCAAACCCGACAACAUCCUGCUCGACCGCUGUGGGCACAUCCGCCUGGGGGACUUCGGCUCCUGCCUCAAGCUCCGGGAGGACGGCACGAUCUGCUCGUCGGUGGCAGUGGGGACCCCUGAUUACCUGUCCCCCGAGAUCCUGCAGGCUGUGGAGGACGGGAGCCACUCGUACGGCACCGAGUGCGACUGGUGGUCCCUGGGCGUCUUCGCCUACGAGAUGUUCUUCGGGCACACGCCCUUCUUCGCCGACUCCAUCGUUGAGACCUACGGCAAGAUCAUCCACUUCAAGGAGCACUUUCGCUUCCCGCUCUCGGCACCGGAUGUGCCGGACGACGCCCGGGCCCUGAUCCAAGGGCUGCUCUGCCCCCGGGAGACGCGGCUGGGCCGGAACGGGGUGCGGGACUUCCGGGAGCACCCCUUCUUCGCCGGCGUGGACUGGGAGGGGCUGCGGGCGUUCACCCCGCCCUUCGCCCCCGAGUUCGCCAAUGCCACCGACACCUCCAACUUCGACGUGGUGGACGACUGCCUGACGGACAUGGUGAGCGGGGGCGGGGAGACGCUGUCAGACGUGCUGGAGAGCUCCCCGCUGGGCGUGCACCUGCCCUUCGUGGGCUUCUCCUACACCAGCACCAGCCUCAAACAGAAUGAGCCGGGGGACAGGGGGCGGGAAAUCGCCAUGGAGCUGGAGUGCGACCGGGGCCGCCCCCCGCAGGAGCAGCCCCCCAACCUGCCCCCCGGAGACCUGGCCUGCAAGGCGCCCGACGGGCAGAAGCUGGAUCUCGCCGCCUUCCUGGAGCUGCAGGCGGCCUUCGAGUCGGAGCUGCACACGCGGGAGGGGCUGCGCCAGGAGCUCAGCAUGGUCAAGGUGGCCAACCAGACCUUCGCCAGCCGCCUGCAGGAGGCCGAGAGCCGCAACUUGGAACUGGAAGCUCAAAUCAAGCGAUUGGAGGCACAAAUCGAGGGGAUGAAACCACCCGGGGAGGAAGCUGCUGUGGGGCGGCCCCCCGGCUGCGGUGCCCCCUGGCCGUGCCGCACGGAGCACCCCGCUGAUCAAGGCGGCACCAUGGCAGCGCGACUCUGUGAAUACCCGCUUGUGGUACCUCUGUACCGCCACUUGCUGCUCUUUUCUAGGGUACCUAGGCCCUGCAUCACCAAGGCGGGAUACCUGCUCCUUUGUACCGGCGGCUUUGGGCUGGCGGUGCCCGGCCAGGACCCGGGCGAGCCGUCCUGAGCGAGGCUGGGCGCUCGCCCCACUGCCCCCGCCCGCCAUCCCUGUCACCGCCUGGCCAGCACCGCGGGGGUGCCCGUCAGCCCUCCUCCUCGGGAGGCCUCACACCCCGGGCCCAGCCAGGACCAGAGCUGGGGACGCCUGGAUGACAGCACUCCAGGCCCACGGGCCCCUUCCCACCCGGAGCCAGGCUGUGUGGCUCGGGCCCCUCCCGCCGUCAGGGGACCAUCUCUCCAGUCCCCUCCUGGGCCUGCCCUGGCCCUGGGCUGCUGGCUGGGUGCAUCUGCUCCUGCCUGCCAGCCCUCUGGCCUCCCCAUCGUGGACCCCUGCCAGCUCCCUCUGCAUGGGGCAGGCUGCCUCUGCCCUGCCCGGCCCCAGCUCCACUCCUUCCCACGUAGCCACCCCAUGGCCCCGUUUGGCAGCUGGGGAAACUGAGGCAGAGCGAGAGGAAGAGUGUCACCCAAGGGCACACAGUGAGUCGGGGCAGAACUGACAACUGAACCCAGGAGUCCUGGCUCCCAGCCCCUGUUUCUUUAAACUACUACACCCCACUCCCCUCCCAGAGCUGGGGAUAGAACCCAGGACUCCUGGCUCCCAGCACCCCGCUGCUGUAACCACUACACCCCACUCCCCUCCCGGAGCUGGGGAUAGAACCCAGGAGUCCUGGCUCCCAGCACCCCCACCCCAACCACUAGCCCCCAGGUCGUUCUAAGAGGCAUGUCACUUUGGAACUGGGCCCCAGUCCCUGGGGGGUGAAGUGAUGGUCACGCCACGGGGUGGUGCCAGGCUGGGCAACCCUCUACACCCGCCUCCCAGGAGCCUGGUGUUACCUAGUGCCCCCUGCCCUGGCACCCUGCCUCUCCAAAGGCCCAGCUCCCUUUGCCCCGGUGAUCCUGGGUCCUUGGCACGGGCCUUGUCCCCACCCGCCCCACUCCAUGGGGAAAGGGGCCCAGCGGAGGGGCCGGCUGGGACCUGCAGAGACGCAACCGAGGGAGCCCACAGAUGCCCUUCCCUGCCCGAAGGGAGCCGCAAGGUGGCGACAGCCAGUGGGGGCCUGCUGCCCAGGGUGCCCUGCUCCCUCCACAGUGCCAGCCCCGGGCACCGUUCAGCAGGGCUCCGGGCAGCACCAGGGACCCCCAGCGGGUGCCAGCCCCAGGCACAGGGGUGGCACCGCUGUUAAAGGCUGAAUUUAUGCUGCUAAAAUCACCCAUCACCUGCCGUUCCAUCUUCCGCCAUGGGGGGGCCCCAGUGACUCCCCCCCCCCCGCAACACCCCCAGCUAGUAAUUUAUUUCUAGUGUUGACAUCUCCCCUUCCCUGUUGACCCACACCCAGCCCACCGGCUCCCCCACCCAACCACCCAUCUCCAGUGCACAUCUGGGGCGGAGGCUCUUAGGGGGUGAAGCCCCUUUGCCCGGGGCGGGGAAUCCCGCAGUUUUGCACUUUGACCCGGUUAAUUUAUAGCCACCUGCUGCCCCCCCAUGUAUUUAUUGGCCCUCGGUGCCAGCCGGGCCCGGGGGUCGGAGGCGGGACGAGGGACCCAGCCUGGAGGCUUUGUCUGAACUGUGGAGAGGAAAUAAAAAAGCUGAAUUAGG